AUGAACGUGUCCGGCGCCGAUCAGGACCCCCACACGGGUAGUCUGGUCUGCUGCCCGAUCAGAAACGGGAAGACAGGACAAAUCAUUGCCGUCUGCCAGCUGAAGAACAAGCUGUGCACGGCCCCUGGCGAGGCGGAGACGGGCAGGGCGUUUAACCGUUAUGAUGAGCGCCUCCUGGAGGACUUUGCGGUGUACUGCGGCCUGGCCCUGCAGACUGUCCAGACCGUCCAACGGAUAGAGUACCAACGAGCCAGUCAGGACGUUACCCAAGAGGUUCUGUCCUACCACCUCACUGCAGCUCAAGAGGAAAUCCGAGCGUUGCAGGAAGCUGAAAUCCCCUCUGCCCAAUCACUGCGCAUCCUGGACUUCAGCUUCUCUGAUUUUGGCCUAUCAGAGGACUCCACGGCUCAGGCCACAGUUAGAAUGUUCCUGGAUCUCAACCUGGUACAGGACUUCAACAUCGACUACAAGUGUCUCUGUCAGUGGGUUCUGAGUGUAAGGCGUGGUUACCGUAGCAAUGUGCCCUACCACAACUGGAGUCACGGCCUCAGCACCGCUCAGUGUAUGUUCGCUAUGAUGAUGUCUACAGACCAGCUACAGUCUAAUUUAUCUCGUCUGGAGGUGUUGGCUCUGAUGAUAGCUACUCUGAACCACGACCUGGAUCACAGAGGAGUCAGUAACUCCUACAUAGAGAGGACUCAGCAGCCUCUAGCCCAGCUGUAUGGAACCUCCUCUCUGGAGCAUCAUCACUAUGACAUGUGCCUCUUCAUCCUCAACAACCCGGGAAGUCAGAUCCUCAGUGGUCUGUGUCCUGAUGACUACAGGACAGUGUUACCCAUGAUAGAGAAAGCCAUCCUGGCUACGGACCUGGCUGUCUACAUGGAGAGGAGGGCAGAGUUCUUUGAACUGGGUCAGAGAGGAGUGAGGUGGGAGGAGGACAGGCACAGAGACUUACUAAGGUCGAUGCUGAUGACAGCCAGCGACAUUGCUGCCAUUACAAAGCCUUGGCAUAUUCAGAAGAGGACAGCCAAGUUGGUGGCAUCAGAGUUUUUCGCUCAAGGAGACCGAGAGAAGGAAGAGUUCAACAUCAAACCUGUCGACAUGAUGAACAGAGACAACAGCACUCGUCUUCCUCACAUGCAGGUCAACUACAUCGAUGGGAUGUGCCAUCCCUUAUACCAGACUCUUUCUGGGAUGUUUGACUCCUGUUCUCCACUGUUGGACGGCCUCAUGAGGAACAGAGAGAAUUGGAUGCUGCUCGCCGAGACGGGGGAGGAAGGAGGAGGAGAGGAGGAAUAGAGAGAUGAAAGAGAGGAACAGAGAGAAUUGGAUGCUCCUCAUCGAGACGGGGGAGGAAGGAGGAGGAGAGGAGGAAUAGAGAGAUGAAAGAGAGGAACAGAGAGAACUGGGUGCUCCUCAUCGAGACGGGGGAGGAAGGAGGAGGAGAGGAGGAAUAGAGAGAUGAAAGAGAGGAACAGAGAACUGGGCGCUCCUCAUCGAGACGGGGGAGGAAGGAGGAGGAGAGGAGGAAUAGAGAGAUGAAAGAGAGGAACAGAGAGAACUGGGCGCUCCUCAUCGAGACGGGGGAGGAAGGAGGAGGAGAGGAGGAAUAGAGAGAUGAAAGAGAGGAACAGAGAGAACUGGGCGCUCCUCAUCGAGACGGGGGAGGAAGGAGGAGGAGAGGAGGAAUAGAGAGAUGAAAGAGAGGAACACAGAGAACUGUAUCAUGACUUUGUUGUUUGAGUGCGAAUCAAGACUGGAGUAUCACUGGUUACCAUCUGGGUAGACCCUCUCCCAACAGCAACAUCACUGGUUACCAUCUGGGUAGACCCUCGCCCAACAGCAACAUCACUGGUUACCAUCUGGGUAGACCCUCUCCCAACAGCAACAUCACUGGUUACCAUCUGGGUAGACCCUCUCCCAACAGCAACAUCACUGGUUACCAUCUGGGUAGACCCUCUCCCAACAGCAACACACAUCACUGGUUACCAUCUGGGUAGACCCUCCCCCAACAGCAACACAUCACUGGUUACCAUCUGGGUAGACCCUCCCCCAACAGCAAUAUCACUGGUUACCAUCUGGGUAGACCCUCCCCCAACAGCAACAUCACUGGUUACCAUCUGGGUAGACCCUCCACCAACAGCAACAUCACUGGUUAUCGUCUGGGUAGACCCUCCCCCAACAGCAAUAUCACUGGUUAUCUGGGUAGACCCUCCCCAACAGCAACAUCACUGGUUAUCUGGGUAGACCCUCCCCCAACAGCAACAUCACUGGUUAUCUGGGUAGACCCUCCCCCAACAGCAAUAUCACUGGUUAUCUGGGUAGACCCUCCCCCAACAGCAAUAUCACUG
Oncorhynchus tshawytscha (Chinook salmon) is the source of this 2351-nucleotide messenger RNA. Its product is annotated as cGMP-specific 3',5'-cyclic phosphodiesterase-like. Lineage: Eukaryota; Metazoa; Chordata; Actinopteri; Salmoniformes; Salmonidae. The transcript has 13 exons. The coding region runs from base 1 to 1299 and encodes 432 amino acids. The record is from RefSeq and is a predicted model, not a curated record. Gene Ontology annotation, biological process: signal transduction. Gene Ontology annotation, molecular function: 3',5'-cyclic-GMP phosphodiesterase activity.